AUUGGUGAAGACACACAUCUCAACUUUAUCCCGAAGAGUAUACAUCUAUAGAGAUGAAGUCGUUUUUGUUAUUCCUGUGCCUGGCAGCAGCUGAUAAGUUGGAUAGGACGUAUUUGCCUCCACCUGGAUCUAAGUUCUCCGGUGGAAUAGAUGGUGAUAUUCAAACUCCCUUUGAAACACCAAAAGAAACCUAUUCCACUACAACACGUCCUGAUAUUUAUAACAAUGGUGCAAUUACCCCUGAAGAUACUAAAAUAGAUAUUGGAAUAAACCGAAUACCCAUAAGACCGGGGUCUUCAGGAAAUAUUAUCACACCUGUUGGCCAAACACCGUCUGAUUAUUAUCAGAGUACCUAUAAAGCCCCAACGACGACUACAUCUUACGCUUUCACAACGACAACGACGCAUCCUCCCCAUGAAGCAUAUGAAACCACUACUGGGCAUAUUAACCCAAUAACUGGUCUUCCAACAACUGUGUACAACUUUCCCACAACAGUUCCCAACUUUAUUAGUCCCCACGGUUCUUAUCAAGAAAACCAGCAAACACCGUUUCAACAGACCCAACAACCUGGUCGUAGGCCAGCAUAUGGACAACAUUAUCCUGCCACUUCAACUUUAGCCCCAAAUUUCCAAUUUGUAGAACAAAACCGACGUGGUUUCGUUCAAGGCCAAGAUCAAAAUCUAAGUCAACGUCCGGGUUUUGCACCAGGACUAACUCAAGUACCCGGUACCUUAGCUGGAGCUGAUUUAUCUCAAUCCACUUUACCCCAAGGUAAUAACUUCAAUUCGAUUGAAAAUCAUCGCCCAGAUUUUCAACCAGGAUCUAUUCAAAGACCUGGCUUUUCACAAAGUGAAGAUUUAUCUCAAUAUCAAGGAAGCAAAUACCCAGCUAACGUGCCUAACAUGGGACAACAGAACAAUCUAGUCCCAAGUACUUUUGCACCAAGUACUACUCCUGGCACUAUUCAAUAUGGCGGGGAUCUUGAUCAAGGAAUUAUUGCCAAUCAAAAUAUUCCAUUUUCUCAAAGACCGAAUCUUUCUAGGCCUGUUACUAAUAUACCUUAUUAUCCUGGUCAAAAUCAAUCUGGAUAUAACGUAACUCCAGGUCAACAACAAGUUCUACACCAAAGUCCUUAUGGACAACCUCAAUAUGGAUCUAAUCAAGUCACAUCAGCUCCCUCACAAUAUCCUGUAUCUCAAUUAGAUGAAUUGGGAAGGCCUAUAGCUUAUAAACCUAUAUCAACAAUCUCACCUUCUUCAUUCAUCCCAGGCACAAAUCAAAACUUUGGCACUACUCCUGGAUCUCAAGCGUCUGCUACCACGGUUUAUCCUACUGGAUCUUAUCCAUCUAUUCCCAUAAAUUCUGUAACUGGAAGUCAAGUAGUAUCAUCAGGUCUUAUUUCUCAUCCAGAAAGGCCACAAGCAGAUUCUGACAGAAAUGCUGUCAUUCUUAAUUAUGAAAAUGUAAUCACUCCAGAAGGUUUCGCUUACAGUUUUGACACAUCUAAUGGUAUUCAUGCUGAUGAGAGCGGCACAGCUGUAGAUGGCGUUAAAGCUAAGGGUAGUUACUCCUACAUAGGAGAUGACGGAAAGUUGUACAGCGUAGUCUAUACAGCUGAUGAAAAUGGUUUCGUACCACAUGGUGACCAUUUACCGACAUCACCACCCAUUCCUGAGGCCAUCAAAAAAGUAAUUGAACAAGCAAAGAAGGACCAGGAAGAUGGCAUUUCUGAUAAUGGAACUUAUGAUGAAGAUAAGUAUGGACAUAUGAAAUAUCAUGGUAAAAAGCCACAACGGCCAAACCGAAUAAAUAUUGAUAGCAAAGUCCCAGAGAGCUACGAUAACAAAUAUACUCAGAAUAAUCGGCGAAAGCAAAGACCUCAGAGUGGCGACAAAAUUCCAGCAUUUUCAAACCAAAAUGACUACGAGGACUUUGAAAAUGGUCAAAAUCAAGAUAGAGAAAGUCCUAUUAAUUUGGAUCAAAAACAGAAGUUCACAAAUGAAAAAACACUAUCAAACCGGCCAGGAAAAACCUCGGAAGAAAAUAACGAGGAAUAUGAUACUCAGAUCAAAGACGAAAAAAAUAAUGAAGGAUCACGUCGUCCAAUAAACAGACCUAAGGACGAUAGGCGGCAGUUUGGAGGUCAGUUUUCUGUCCAACGACCGGAUCAAUAUUUUAGCAAUGACAAAAAUAAUCUAAGCCCCGAUCAAGGAAGUGUUUUGAAGGAAAAUUAUCCAGAUUACAAUCAAACUAUACAAAAGUAUUACAUUGACGCGGACAGAAGAAAACCAUCCAUAAACAGAUUAAUGCAUCAACUUGGAGAUAAAUUAGACAAUACACACGAUUACAUAGAUGAUCUAGGUAGUCAUGACAAUUAUAAUAGCCCAACUGAGAUACCAUCAGACUACAGAAAUGAUGGACAAAAAGAACUAACUCAAGCUGAAAUAUCUACUCGAAGACCAUCUCAAUCCUCAAAAUACAACAAUAGAGUUACCUCUACUCCUGGCCGUUAUAAAGAGAGAUAUGGAAAUAGGCUACACCCUAUAAAUGCCACUACCACACCUUAUGAUCAAUCAAAUAUUUACAACUAUCAAGAAACAAAAAGGCUUGGCGAUAUAGAUCAAUAUUUACCUGGAAAUACAUCUAAUCAGCGAGUAUCUAGCUCAACAAGUUCACCAAUUUCUAGCCAAUAUAUAGGGUCUCCAAUUGUAGUAAUGCAAAAAGAAAUAGAAGAUCAUGCGGGACCAGGUUACCACCCAGCGGCCAACAGACCGUCUUUAAAUAUUCCAUUUACAGAGACAGAUAAUUUUGAUUCAACUAUUCCUCAAUUAACUGACACUGGUAAAGCUAACGGCCCUAACUUGGUGUAUAAAUACGAUUCCAUUAAAGGAAGGCCACAGACACCUACUUCAUCUGUACCUAAGCAAGAUAAUGAGUACUAUGGCAGUCGAAUUGAUGAACCAGGUGUAACUGGAGUUCAUAAUAUAAAUCAUCCUAUUCCUGGUCGAAUCCCUACUGAAGCCAAUAGAUACACAACUAUCGCUACAAAAAAGAAAGAAGAAGGCUAUCAAUAUUUACCUCCUCAGAGGAAAUUUGAACACGCCUCGCAGCGCCCACAAAACUAUGACACAACUUCUGUUAGACCAUCAAAGAAUAGAACUUAUUUCACUAAAGAAGAAGUUCCUAAACCAUUUACAACACCUGAUGCUUCUCGAGAUGAAAAUGCACAAUAUGAUGAUUUAGAAUACACGCAUGACAUUAAUAAAGAUAACACACCUCAUAGCGGUAGUGUUCAAUCAAAUCUGCAGCUUACCACUCCAUCUUUACAUUCAUAUGAAGAGAAUAAUAAAUAUGGUCCUGUAAACUAUAAUGUUAUUGGUCAGCGAAGACCAUCGAUUCUUGGCGGAAGAAAUGAAGAUGAAAAUGACAAAUUUACUACUAUUGGUUCAACUCGUCGACCAACUUACCAGCAAACUCAAACAACGUCUAGACCACAGCAACAAUAUGGCCAGACUGUCUCCAUUUAUGACACUACUAAAGGAGCUCCCACAAGUACAGUGAGGCCGCAGGAAAGUGAACAUUAUUACGAUAGAAAUGGGAAUGAAAUUGUUUACAGGCCUUCUCCUUCUAGGCCAUCUCAGACCGGUCAAUUCGAAGUCACGCAGCCCACUACUCUAGAACCUGUAAGACAAAAUAUAGAUGGAUUUGUAGGAGGAAAUGAUCAAUCUCCAGUCCAAAGAUUCUUCCCUACAACAACUAAAGCACCUGCUCAGAUACCUGUAGGCUAUAACGGUAAACAUGUUUACGAACAAAUGCCAUCUCAACCACCGUAUCAAACUACCUACAGACCAAUGUUAUCCGUCACUUCAGGAGUAGAUUCAGAUGAAGUAACAGGUACAACGGUAAGACCUGAUAAGAUUCCUUUCAGAGGACCAGGAUAUUCACAAAGUCAAAUUCCAAGUACAACUUACAGACCAGCAUAUUUCCCAAGCAAUACUGCUACUGAAAAACAAAUAAUUGUAGAUAAAUUCGGCCGACCUGUACCACAUUCUGGGUUAGUAAAUCAGCAAGGUAGUGCUAGCUAUAGACCGUCUUCUAUUCCCAACAAUACUGUGACUGAAAAACAAAUCACUGUUGACAAAUUUGGCAGACCUAUACCACCCUCUGACAUUAUAGGAAGUCAGCCAGCAGUUCCUAGUAGUACUAGUACCUAUAGACCUUCUUUCAUCUCCGGCAAUACUGUUACUGAAAAGAAAAUUACUGUUGACAAAUUUGGACGACCCUCUGAGGUAAUAAACCAGCAAGAAUAUAAACCAGGAUUUUCUGAUGUUAUAGAAAAUGUUGGUCCUUCUAGUCAGGGCUCGUUAACACCUGAAGGAGAAUUAAAACCAAGUGUAGAUAUGUAUGGAAGACCAUUAAGGCCCAGUGUCACGACAACAGAGAAGGUUAUCGGAGAAAACUUCAGUGGACCUAAACAAGCGCAGAGAUUUGAUCCCGAGCGCGGCUAUUAUUAUUAAUAGGAAAAUUGAAAUAAUUUAUUUUAGUUAAUAUGUAUA
This is a messenger RNA of Plodia interpunctella (Indianmeal moth), 4556 nucleotides long. RefSeq lists its product as uncharacterized. Bases 54 to 4517 code for a protein of 1487 amino acids. The transcript has 3 exons. NCBI's taxonomy places the organism in Eukaryota, Metazoa, Arthropoda, Insecta, Lepidoptera, Pyralidae. The record is from RefSeq and is a predicted model, not a curated record.